This is a messenger RNA of Peromyscus leucopus (white-footed mouse), 2132 nucleotides long. It is a transcript of the gene Ccdc9b, whose product is annotated as coiled-coil domain containing 9B. The record is from RefSeq and is a predicted model, not a curated record. The transcript has 11 exons. Lineage: Eukaryota; Metazoa; Chordata; Mammalia; Rodentia; Cricetidae. The coding region runs from base 145 to 1614 and encodes 489 amino acids.
AGGAACAUCCGGCAGGAAGGGAGGAGGGUACACUGUGGCAUUUGCAAGCAGGAUGGGAACUCUGGAGCUGCAGAGACGGGGUGUGGGGCCAGGGGUGAAAGCCUGGACAGCAAAGGGGCCGAGGAUGGUGGCCAGAGAACACAGAUGGGGUCGUCUGUGGGACCUCACAGAGCCGAGUCCGCCAUGCGCAGGCACGAGGACAAAGAUGCUGAGCUGGACCGCAGGAUCGUCGCCCUGCGCAAGAAGAACCAGGCCUUGCUGCGCAGGUACCAGGAGAUCGAGGAAGAUCGUCGCCAGGCCGAGCAGGGUGGCAUGGCCGUGACCACACCAGCGCUCUUCCAACCCGACGGUCUCACAGUCACCAUCAGCCAGGUUCCUGGUGAGAAGAGGGUGGUCAGUAGAAACUGGGUCAGGGUGCCCCCUUCCCCUGGGAUGACUGGCGCCCUGACAGAUGAGGAUGCUGCAGACUCGACGGGCGUUUUCUGCAUGGGGGACCGGGUGGAACUAGCUGUGACCAUGGAGAACAAAGCCAAGGCCAAGCGGAUCGUAAGUGAAAAACCCACCACCCCAGCAAGGAACCCAAGGGCCAAGGGGACAUCUGGAGGAGGCCGGGGCCAGAGUUCUCCCCUGCAGGGUGUUCCGGAGCCCCAGAGUCCAGGCGUGGCCCCAGGCCCGCCUCCCCAGCAGCCCGUGGGACUGCCCGCAGAGGCCAGGGAAGACUACAGGCAGUGGAAACAGGAGCGAGAGCAGAUCGACCUGGCCCGCCUUGCCCGGCACAGAAAUGCACAGGGUGACUGGAGCCGCCCGUGGGACCUGGACAAAGCCAAGCCCAUGCCACAGGACAGCAGCAAGCUUGGAGACAAGGACUUGGCCAUAGGCAGAAAGGGUCCUAGGACCCACCAGAAGCCACAACUUCCCCCACCAUCCAUGGAUGGAAAACGUCGGGGUGGACAAUCUGGAAGACCCUUAGUGACAUCCACCAUAGUCAGCAAAGCCCAGGGGAAGGAGAGGCUGACUGGCAGGGCCCGAAGGUAUGACCUGAAGGAAGAUGAGAAGCCGCAGAGUCAGGAGGGAAGCCAGAGCACCACGAAGACUCCCAGUGCAGAGGAAGGACAUGUACAGAAGCAGGGCGAAAUGGAACCAGGCAGACAGGAGACCGUGCCUGCCGCCAGUCCGGCUCUGGCCUCCCCAGAGGGGCUAAAAGGGGAGUCAGGAACCUCCACAGCUGGUUUGGCCCUAGGCUCCCCACAAAAUUCUGACUUGGCUCCCCUUGACCUCUCUCUGGGAGGAGCUUGCAGCCCCAAGCCUGGAGAAAGCACAGGUGGGCUCAGUCCAAAGUGCGGGGCUCUGGAAAGUCCAGGGCCCCCGCCAAAUGGUUCUGAGCAGCGGACCCUGGACUGGGAUGCCCACCAGCCUGGGCUGGAAGUCCGCACUUACGCCGAGUCACAGAGAGAAGCAGAGGUCUCAGAACCCAGUGAGGACAGGGCUGGUAAGGCUGGGGCCCAGCAGAGCCUGGCACCGAGAAGCAGGCCCCUGAGAGGAACUGGCCAAAGGACAAGAGGCACAAGUAGGAAAAGCAGGGCAGGCGGUCCUGGCCCUGCAGGAAGAUGCUGAGCCAAGCUCGUGGAGUCGGGGAGCCAGGCUACUGAGGGGAGAGCUGAGUCCUGAGUCGUCAGUAUGGCAGGAGUCUGGCUGCUGGUGGCUUGUAACUUUUUGGUUGAGAGCAGUGUGGCAAAAUUCCGCAGGGACACCACGUGAGGGCCUCUUGUGCACAUCUCUCUACACGGGUGGUUUUUACAUGUAGGCAAGGCCCCUGGUGUAUUUGCCAGGCUGGGAUCUCUUGUUCAAGGAUGGUAUCCCUGGACUGGGCCUACUGCUACCUAGGAUAGGCCUUUCCCACAAAGCAAGAGUUGGUAGUACCCCAGAACGUGGGUCUCCUGGCUCCCUGUCAUUCCUCAUUGCCAGGUCUCCCUCCCCAGGCACAGCCUCCAGGGGCCUCAACUUUAGGCGGUCUCAGAGCUGGUGUGGCCAGCCCGGCCCUUUCUGACACCCAUGCCUUUCAUCCAGGUGACUCACGGUCCUGGUCUUCCAAGAUGGCUAAACCGGGAUUUCAAUAAAUCACCUGAGGCCCA